Molecule: messenger RNA, 3836 nt
Organism: Symphalangus syndactylus (siamang)
Lineage: Eukaryota; Metazoa; Chordata; Mammalia; Primates; Hylobatidae
Gene: TRIM65
Product: tripartite motif containing 65
Biological process (GO): positive regulation of autophagy
Molecular function (GO): zinc ion binding; protein binding
Source: RefSeq, a predicted model, not a curated record
CCCCUCCGUCGGUCGCUCGUCCAAGGUGUCAGAGAAGGGCCCGCCUCGCCCCUCCGCCUUCCCGGGCGGGGACCUCGCCUCGCCCCGCCCCGCGUUAGCCACGCCCAGGCGCCCUCAGCGCGCGAGGCCCGCGGUCCCUUUAAGAAGCCCGGGGCCCGCCUGGCUCCCGCCGCCGCCGGGCAAUGGCCGCGCAGUUACUGGAGGAGAAGCUGACCUGCGCCAUCUGCCUGGGACUCUACCAGGACCCAGUGACGCUGCCCUGCGGCCACAACUUCUGCGGGGCCUGCAUCCGGGACUGGUGGGACCGCUGCGGAAAGGCGUGCCCCGAGUGCCGGGAGCCCUUUCCCGACGGCGCCGAGCUGCGCCGCAACGUAGCCCUCAGCGGCGUGCUGGAGGUGGUGCGCUCCGGGCCCGCCCGGGAUCCCGACCCCGACCCCGGCCCCGGCCCUGGACCUGCCGCGCGCUGCCCCCGCCACGGGCGGCCGCUGGAGCUCUUCUGCCGGACCGAGGGCCGCUGCGUGUGCAGCGUGUGCACCGUGCGCGAGUGUCGCCUCCACGAGCGGGCGCUGCUGGACGCCGAGCGUCUCAAGCGCGAGGCCCAGCUGAGAGCCAGCCUGGAAGUUACCCAGCAGCAGGCCGCCCAGGCCGAAGGCCAGCUACUAGAGCUGCAGAAGCAAAGCAGCCAGAUCCAGAACUCGGCCUGCAUCUUGGCCUCCUGGGUCUCCAGCAAGUUCAGCAGCCUGCUACAGGCCCUGGAAAUGCAGCACACGGCAGCGCUGAGGCGCAUCGAGGUGGCCAAGACACAGGCGCUGGCACAGGCUCGAGACAAGGAGCGGCAGCUGCGGGGCCACUUGGAGGCUGUGGCAGGCCAUGGCUGCAGGAUCCGGAAGCUCCUGGAGCAGGUGGAUGAGCAGACCUUUCUGCAGGAAUCACAGCUCCUCCAGCCCCCAGGGCCUCUUGGGCCACUGACCCCUCUGCAGUGGGAUGAAGACCAACAGCUGGGUGACCUGAAGCAGUUGCUAAGCCGGCUGUGUGGCCUCCUCUUGGAAGAGGGGAGCCACCCCGGGGCACCAGCCAAGCCUGUGGACUUAGGCCCCGUGGAGGCCCCAGGUCCCCUGGCACCGGUCCCAAGCACAGUUUGUCCACUGAGGAGGAAACUCUGGCAGAAUUAUCGCAAUCUGACCUUUGAUCCAGUCACCGCCAACCGUCACUUCUAUCUGUCCCGCCAGGACCAGCAGGUGAAGCAUUGCCGUCAGUCCCGGGGCCCAGGCAGGCCCGGCAGCUUCGAGCUCUGGCAGGUGCAAUGUGCCCAGAGCUUCCAGGCCGGGCACCACUACUGGGAGGUGUGCGCGUCAGACCACUCGGUGACGUUGGGCGUCUCCUACCCGCAACUGCCACGGUGCAGGCUGGGGCCCCACACAGACAACAUUGGCCGGGGACCCUGCUCCUGGGGGCUCUGCGUCCAGGAGGACAGCCUCCAGGCCUGGCACAACGGGGAGGCCCAGCGCCUCCCAGGGGUGUCAGGGCGGCUCCUGGGCAUGGAUUUGGACCUGGCCGCAGGCUGCCUCACCUUCUACAGCCUGGAGCCCCAGACCCAGCCCCUGUACACCUUCCAUGCCCACUUCAACCAGCCCCUCACCCCCGUCUUCUGGCUCCUCGAGGGUAGGACCCUGACCCUGUGCCAUCAGCCAGGGGCUGUGUUCCCUCCAGGGCCCCAGGAAGAGGUGCUCAGCUGAAGAAGGCAUGGGAUGGAGCCCUGGCAUAGCUGCCACCAUGCCUGUGUGCCCAAGAGCUGCCCAGCUCCAGCUUGGGGACUGGAAGACCAGCUGUUGGCCUCUCUGUUAACUCAGAAAGAGAUUGGAGGUUGGGGGAGGUGAGCAUAAACGCAGAGUUCACUGUUGCAGCCUUUUUGAAGGGGACACAGUCUAGGAGGGGGAUAAAUGGGAUGCCCUUGCCCCAAACAGAACCCAGUUCUAGGUACUGCCUGGGCCUGGGAGGCAAGAGCAGUGCCCAGGGGACUUCUGGGCUUACAGGGCAGCGUGUGUGACAAAAUUCAGAUCCACCUGAGCUUGCUUCUGGAGAUAAGGGCCAAAGGAGCAGUCAGGGAGGGGCGGCGAGCCAGAGUAGCCCCCGGGGAGACAGACUCCUCCCUCCUCCCCGCCUGCAGCUCUCUUUAAUUUUUUGUAACAUUUGGAUAGACGUCCGUCCUGUCUUGUAUUCUUUUUAUUUUGUGCAUCCUUAUAAUUGUAUUCUACAAACAAUUUUGUUUCCUGCAUUUCAACAUUUUUGUUUUUUUAGGAGAUGGUCUUGCUCUGUCACUCAGGCUGGAGUACAGUGGCACAAUCAUGCCUCACUGCAGCCUCGGGCGCCUGAGCUCAAAGGAUCCUCCCACCUCAGCCUCCAGAGUAGCUGAGAUUACAGUGUUUUCUGAAGUUUCUUGACUUAACAUAAUCAUUUUUCACAUGAUUGAAUAUUUUCACUGAUUGCUGUAGUCCUUCUAAUGACUAUCAAGUUUAUUUAUCCAUUAUUGGACAUUUAAAUUGCUUUCUUUUUAGCUAUACAAACAUCGAUGUGUUUUUUUUGAGACAGGGUCUCCCUCUAUCACCCAGGCUGGUGUGCAGGGGUGCUGUCAUGGGCUCAUGGGAUUCUCCUACCUCAGCCUCCUGAGUAGCUGGGAUUACAGGUGUGCGCCACCAUGCCUGGCUUAUAAUGAAUAUUUCUGAGCAGGAUGCUUGGCCACGUUUAUGGUCAUGUAUGUAGGUUGCUACCUCAAGUGAGUCACUCAGGGAACAAUGAGCACUUGAAGAUUUUUUUAGGCCGGGCACGAUGGCUCAUGCUUGUAAUCCCAGCACUUUGGGAGGCCGAGGCGGGCGAAUCGCGAGGUCAGGAGAUCGAGACCACGGUGAAACUCCAUCUCUACUAAAAAAAAUACAAAAAAUUAGCCGGGCGUGGUGGCGGGCGCCUGUAGUCCCAGCUACUCGGAGAGGCUGAGGCAGGAGAAUGGCGUGAACCCGGGAGGCGGAGCUUGCAGUGAGCCGAGAUCGCACCACUGCACUCCAGCCUGGGAGACAGAGUGAGACUCCGUCUCAAAAAAAAAAACAAAAAACAAAAGGCCACAGUGAGGCCACCUUGGGUCAAGCCGACUAAGGCCCCUCAACCCUGUCACUAAGCAGCAGAUGACACUGGCGGGACCUUCGUCUCCAGCAUCCCACCCCUGGGUGUGGGACUUUGGGGCAGCCGUGUGUGCAGGUGCCGGCACAGGCUAGCUCCUCCUGGUUUGGUGUAGUGUUUGCUAUUGCAGAGCAAGCUGCCAUGAAGACCCCUGGGCAUGAUUUUGCUUGUAUUUCCGGAAGUGGGGUUGCUGGGUCAUAGGGCAGGUGUAAUUUUUUUUACUUGAAAUGUUCCACUUCUUGUUCUGGGAGGUGGUUCCAAGGGUGUCUGCUUUUGGCCAGACGCGGUGGCUCACGCUUGUAAUCCCAGCACUUUGGGAGGCCGAGGCGGGUGGAUCACAAGGUCAGGAGUUCACCACCAGCCUGGCCAACAUGGUGAAACCCCAUCUCUACUAAAAAUACAAAAAUUAGCCGGGCAUGGUGGCGUGCGCCUGUAAUCCCAGCUACUGGGGAGGCUGAGGCAGGAGAAUCGCUUGAACCCGGGAGGUGAGGUUGCAGUGAGCUGAGAUUGUGCCACUGCACUACAGCCUGGGUGACAGAGUGAGACUCCGUCUCAAAAAAAAAAAAAGGGAGGGCUAUCUGCUUUUUGUAACUUGAAAAAUUGGACAUCUAUGUUAUAUGUACUCAUGGAUAAAUAUUUCACAAUAAAACUUUUUAAAAGGAUAA